Molecule: messenger RNA, 360 nt
Organism: Tetrahymena thermophila SB210
Lineage: Eukaryota; Ciliophora; Oligohymenophorea; Hymenostomatida; Tetrahymenidae
Product: transmembrane protein, putative
Exons: 1
Source: RefSeq, a predicted model, not a curated record
AUGUACAGCUUAUAUUCUCAAUUUAUGAAGAUAAGAGCUUUAUUUUUACACUAUAUUAUUCCAUAAGGAUAUAAAGGUGUAUCUACAAAGUCUUAAGAGUUGCUAAACAUUUUAUCUUUAAUUAAUUAUUUUAAUUUCUUGCUAUUAAUAGUUUAUGAAUUUAUGUAUUUGUCUACGAAAUAGUUGUAAAAAGAGUAAGCAUGUCUUAUAAAAAUAACAUUCCCAUCAUCGCUAGCGAACUAAUCAUAUGGAUUUAAACUAAUACCCAGCUGUUACACUUCACUUUCAUCAAAAACAAAAUUUUUAUGUAAUUCCCUAAUUUUUAGCUCGCUAGGAGUAUUUUGGUAUAAUAAUAAUUGA